AUUUGACAUCCCACAAGAAAAAUGAGUUCUUCUUCAUCUUUCUUUCUUGCCCUUUCACUUUCCUUAUUCUUUAUAUACACUAAUGGCCAAGAUCUCAUAUACAAAACUUGCAAAACCUCCUCACUACAAGACCCCAAUGUCAAGCUCCAAUUUUGCACCACUUCUCUCCAAGCUGCACCGGCUAGCCAUUGUGCGGACCUUAAAGGCCUCGGCAUGAUGUCCAUUAGGCUAGUAAGGUAUAACGUUACCGACACUAGGUGUUACAUCAAACAACUACUUCAGAACACCAAAAAGCUUGAUCCUUACGUGAAAGCGUGUUUGAAUGAUUGUUUUGAGCUUUAUUCUGACGCUAUCCCGGCUAUCAAACAGGCCAUGAAGAGUUACAAUUCCAAACGUUAUUUUGAUGCAAAUGUGCAAAUAAGUUCGGUUAUGGAUGCGACCACCACUUGCGAAGACGGGUUCAAAGACAAGAAGGGUGUCAUUUCGCCAUUGACUAAGCGAAAUGAUGCAACUUUUCAGCUGUCCGCUAUGGCACUUUCCAUUAUGAAUAUUAUUCAGAGUGGUUCACAAUAGAUUUCGAACCAAUUAAACAUCAUAUCAUGGAAAAUCAUUGGCAUAUGUAUUAAAACUAAACUUUAGUAGUGCAUUUUUUUUAUUUUACUACAACGUUAAUUAAUUGUUAAGGUUGCAUUUAGUUCUUUAAUUUGUUUUAAUCUUUUCAUAUUGUCGGAUAAUCCUAGACUGAUACUGUAUUUGUUAUUCCCAUCGUUGUUUU
This is a messenger RNA of Erigeron canadensis, 775 nucleotides long. Its product is annotated as putative invertase inhibitor. NCBI's taxonomy places the organism in Eukaryota, Viridiplantae, Streptophyta, Magnoliopsida, Asterales, Asteraceae. The coding region runs from base 22 to 573 and encodes 183 amino acids. Gene Ontology annotation, molecular function: enzyme inhibitor activity. The record is from RefSeq and is a predicted model, not a curated record. The transcript has a single exon.